Molecule: messenger RNA, 240 nt
Organism: Aspergillus bombycis
Lineage: Eukaryota; Fungi; Ascomycota; Eurotiomycetes; Eurotiales; Aspergillaceae
Product: heavy-metal-associated domain-containing protein
Exons: 2
Coding region: 1-240 (79 amino acids)
Biological process (GO): copper ion transport
Cellular component (GO): cytosol
Molecular function (GO): metal ion binding; copper chaperone activity
Source: RefSeq, a predicted model, not a curated record
AUGUCCAAUCAUCAUUACAAGUUCAACGUCAAGAUGGGAUGUCCCGGCUGUUCUAAUGCUAUCCAGGAAGCUCUUGGACCACUCAGCGGGCUCAAGUCCCUCGAUAUCAGCCUUGGCCAGCAAACCGUGUCCGUCAUCGCCGAACCCUCGCUUUCAUACAAUGCCGUGCUCGCAGCCAUCAAGGGAAAGGGCAAAGCUGUUCACAGUGGCGAAAUUGACGGGGUUCCUCAGUCUAUCUAA